UUGUAUUUACAUAAAAAAUCCAUUGUAUUAAUACGCUUAAAAGGUGUUAAAAAGAAUUGUUUAUUUAUAUAAAUCUUACAUGUGUUUCAGGUAACCGGCCUUACAGUUUGUUUAAUUAUUGGUAACAUAAUACUUUUUUACUGGCAGAGGUAAUAAGAUUUGGAAGUAAUUUGUUGUGAGUUUAUCAAAAAACAAAUUUAAACAGGCAAUAUGGGUUCUGGACAAAGUACUCGUAAACUUACUAUCAAUAACGAAGAAAUAGAUGUAAUAGAAAUAUCGCAAUCCGUUGUGGAGCGUUUAACUCAAAAAGUGCCUGAAACAAAUAUUAACGUGGCAAGUGAAGUAAGAUCUACUACUUUAGCGGAGCCGUCUUCUAAAAAAACUGUUUCUCAACAAUUACAUCAAAGUGGUGAUAUACUAGCGAAUGCUGGAUAUCCCACAUAUCAUCCACAAUUAACUUUAACCGCUCUUCAAAUACAGCAACAGAAUGAACAAGAAUUUCGUAAACAGGAUAAUUAUUGGCAACAACGAUUGCAGAAAUUGGAACAGAAACAUUCAGAAAUUAAUGAAAUCAUUAACGCAGAAUAUAAAAAAGCAGCGGAACAAUUAUAUAUUGAUGGUAAAAAAGGGGUAAAUAUUCAUGAUACUGUCCAACCAUGCAAAAAUAGUUCUGAGAAAGUGUUCAAAUGUUACCAGGAUCAUCCUAAAGAAAUUCUGAAGUGUUCUACCUUAGUCGAAGAGUUUUCUAAUUGCGUAGAUCAGCGUCGUGCACGUGUGAUUGCAGCACGUUGUUAAUAUAUCUUAAUAUCGAAUUAUUAGUAGCCAAACGUAAUGUUAUUUAAUAAAAAAAUUUCAAAAAAUAAAUU
Messenger RNA from Bombus pascuorum, 866 nucleotides. RefSeq names its product MICOS complex subunit MIC19 (gene Chchd3). The record is from RefSeq and is a predicted model, not a curated record. NCBI's taxonomy places the organism in Eukaryota, Metazoa, Arthropoda, Insecta, Hymenoptera, Apidae. Bases 211 to 795 code for a protein of 194 amino acids. The transcript is spliced from 2 exons. Gene Ontology annotation, biological process: inner mitochondrial membrane organization. Gene Ontology annotation, cellular component: MICOS complex.